Austrofundulus limnaeus is the source of this 2196-nucleotide messenger RNA. RefSeq names its product carbonic anhydrase (gene cahz). Gene Ontology annotation, molecular function: carbonate dehydratase activity; zinc ion binding. Gene Ontology annotation, cellular component: cytoplasm. The transcript is spliced from 7 exons. The record is from RefSeq and is a predicted model, not a curated record. Bases 895 to 1677 code for a protein of 260 amino acids. Gene Ontology annotation, biological process: carbon dioxide transport; regulation of pH. NCBI's taxonomy places the organism in Eukaryota, Metazoa, Chordata, Actinopteri, Cyprinodontiformes, Rivulidae.
CCCAGAUACUUAAACUUCUUCACUUCAGACAGGAAACUUCACCUGCAGGCCUGGUGGUCAAGCCUUGGCUCUUAGGGCUCAGCUGGACCAAGCCUGAAAGGACAACAAGUCACUACCUCCACGUGGACCCACUACCUGUGGGGAGGACCAUCAACGUCAGGAGGAUCUCUAGCCAUCCCAAUUUCUUGCUCAUAAACUGUCUCAAGAACUUAGAAACAUGUGACUCAGAAAAGAAAAUGCAGGUAAAGGUAUAAAGAUAAAUAAUUUCAAAGAGCCCUACAAUGAGCUGCUGUAUCCAGACGACUCAGGUCAGGGAAGGCUGGCAGGAGAUGAAAAGAGAAUGUGGAUACCAGGAUAUUGUCAGAAGAUCCAUCCCCAGAGUGAAGCACUGUGACUCCUGCCAAACAUUCACCAAGACACAUCAAACUGAACCCUUUUCUGUCUUUGACAAUCUGCUGACUAAUGUUUAAAAACCAGAGGACAGAGACAAACCACAACCAUCCCAUCAUUGUUCUGCUGCCAGACAGGACUACUGCUAGGGACAGUUCUGUAAGAGGUCUGCCAGGACACAGGUCCAUCAGUCUGAGGACUGAGACAACCUGACAGUCUGAGGACUGAGACAGCCUGACAGUCUGAGGACUGAGACAACCUGACAGUCUGAGGACUGAGACAACCUGACAGUCUGAGGACWGAGACAACCUGACAGUCUGAGGACUGAGACAGCCUGAUAGUCUGAGGACUGAGACAACCUGACAGUCUGAGGGCUGAGACAGCCUAUCAGCGAGAGGACAGAGACAGACAGACAGGCGUCACAGGACCAGCGUCUUUGGGUGUGUGUCCUCUGUCUGACGUAGAUCAGUCUCUGUGGAACCACCGGCGCGUCCAGAAGCAGCAAUGUCUCACGGAUGGGGAUAUGGACCGUCCAAUGGACCAGACAAAUGGGCCGAGAACUUCCCGAAUGCCACCGGGCCCAGACAGUCUCCCAUCAACAUCGUGACAAAGGAGGCCCACUAUGACCCGUCUCUGAAGCCCCUCAAGCUCCGCUAUGACCCCUCCAACGCCAAGGGCAUCCUCAACAAUGGACACUCCUUCCAGGUGGACUUUGUGGACGACACGGACAGCUCUGUCCUGACCGGGGGUCCGCUGACUGGAACGUACCGCUUCAGGCAGUUUCACUUCCACUGGGGCAGUAGUGAUGAUAAAGGCUCGGAGCACUAUGUCAACGGCAUGAAGUUCCCGUGUGAGCUUCACCUGGUGCACUGGAACAACAAAUACCCCAGCUUUGCAGAGGCUGCAGACAAGCCUGAUGGACUUGCUGUGAUUGGAGUUUUCCUCAAGAUCGGUGCUGCCAACCCCCGGCUUCAGAAGGUUUUGGAUGCGUUGGAUUCCAUUAAGAGCAAGGGAAAGCAGACCACCUUCUCAAACUUUGACCCCAGGACCCUUCUUCCUCGUUCUCUGGAUUUCUGGACCUACGAAGGCUCUUUGACCACGCCCCCCCUCCUGGAGAGCGUCACCUGGAUCGUUUUGAGGGAGCCAAUCAGUGUCAGCCCUGCACAGAUGGCCAGGUUCAGAAACCUCCUGUUCACCGGAGAAGGGGAACCUGCCUGCAGCAUGGUGGACAACUUCCGUCCUCCUCAGCUCCUCAAAGGUCGUCAUGUCCUCGCCUCCUUCAGAUAGACCUGUCCGUCACACUCAGGUGGUCCCGCUGCUCUGAUGGACACUUGAACCUGUUGCUCACAUGUAGAACAGCUUGUAGCCAUGUCAGUCUGCUUCACAGUCAUUUAAAAUGUGUCUACAAAAACUAAAAUCAUGUUUCCAGAUGAAAACUUAAAAGAUUUAUUAGAUAAAUAUAUUGAUUAUUUUGGAAUCAGUAGAAAAGUAUUUCUUUUUGCCUUAAAAUAAAAUUAUUUUUAAACUUUUUGGAGUCUUUUAUUAUGAAUCUAUUUUCUGUUUCAGAACUGAAAGCUCAGAUUAUUUAAGUCUUUAGGACAGGUUCUUAAUGUUAGACUGAUGAUAAUAAGAUAAUCACUUAUUUAAACGUGAUCUAUUUUAGAUAUUUCUUCAUAUAGCUUGUGUUGUUGUUAGGUUUUAGUUUUUAGAAGUUGUAAUGUGACUAAAUCUGAGGAGGUGUUUGGUGUGACCUGUCAUAAAUGAAUGUAAAAUUUAUCAAUAAAAACUCAAAGACGUCUCAAUUUA